UUCCGGUCCUUGGCGCUUCCUUCCAGCCUAAGCAGGUCAAUCAGGAGUCCCGGCUGGCGCACCUGGGUCUCUUCGCAGCGUGACCGAGAGUGGGAUCUGCAAGGGGUGAGCUGGGACCUCGCACCUGCCCCCGGAACUACCCCAUGCCCUGCCUUUGUGGCCUGACGGGCGUGGGAUUGGGGGCCGCCCAAAGGAAGGACAGGCCUGGGAGUCGCCUCGGGGCCUAAGGCUUUGGGGCAUCUGACCCCAGCCUUUUUGGAGUCGGCGUCGCCAGGGCCCUUUUCUCUAAAUUCCGAGACCUGCGCCAGAACGCUCCACGUUGGCACUUCAGGGCGCUUCUGGAUUGUGUCCGGCCCGCGACCCUGCCGUUCUUUUCCUUCCAGCAUGAUCCGCUGGAACCCCCACGCCUUGCCUGAAAAAGACCACUCAACCUGGACGAACCCUUUGGCAGCCUCCGACCGUCCUUGAGGAGGAUGACUGAGACACAAUGGGCCAGGCGCUGUGUGUUUGCUCUCGGGAAACUGUCAUCAUUGACAAUAAGCGCUACCUCUUCAUCCAGAAACUGGGGGAGGGUGGGUUCAGCUAUGUGGACCUAGUGGAGGGGUUACAUGAUGGACAGUUCUACGCCCUGAAGCGAAUCCUGUGUCAUGAGCAGCAGGACCGAGAGGAGGCCCAACGAGAAGCAGACAUGCAUCGCCUCUUCCAUCACCCCAACAUUCUUCGCCUUGUGGCUUAUUGUCUGAGGGAGCGAGGCACUAAACAUGAGGCCUGGCUGCUGCUACCCUUCUUUAAGAGAGGUACACUGUGGAAUGAGAUAGAAAAGCUGAAGGACAAAGGCAACUUCUUGACUGAAGAGCAAAUCCUUCGGCUGCUGCUGGGUAUCUGCAGAGGCCUUGAGGCUAUUCAUGCCAAGGGUUAUGCCCACAGGGACCUGAAGCCCACCAAUAUCUUGCUUGGAGAUGAGGGGCAGCCAGUUUUAAUGGACUUGGGUUCCAUGAAUCAAGCAUGCAUCCAUGUGGAGGGGUCCCGCCAAGCUCUGACCCUACAGGACUGGGCAGCCCAGCGGUGCACCAUCUCUUACCGAGCCCCGGAGCUUUUUUCCGUGCAGAGUCACUGUAUCAUCGAUGAGCGAACUGAUGUCUGGUCCCUAGGUUGUGUUCUAUAUGCCAUGAUGUUUGGGGAAGGCCCUUAUGACAUGGUGUUCCAGAAGGGUGACAGUGUGGCCCUUGCUGUACAGAACCAGCUCAGCAUCCCACAGAGCCCCAGGCAUUCUUCAGCCUUGCGGCAGCUGCUGACCCUAAUGAUGACUGUGGACCCCCAGCAGCGUCCUCACAUUCCUUUCCUUCUCAGUCAGUUGGAGGCACUGCAGCCCCCAGCUCAGGGCCAGGACACUACCCAAAUCUGAACAAACCAGUGGCCAUAUAGAGGUGUCCCCUCUGCCUUGGGAAGGAUUCCCAUCCCUCAUUGGAAUCCCCAUCCAUUCUAUCCAGGACAACUCUCUUGUAGUUGUGGGCAGCUGGGGGUAGAGACAGCGCAGUAUUGUCUCUGCUUCUGUUCUCUUACCCCCAAAAGCAACAACUGGAAAGGCAGCCUGACUGGGUAGGAGUGGGAAAGGGUGGGGGAUGGGGAGAGGGAAACUGAUAGAAUCUGGUAAAGGCUCUGAGCAGGACUGCUGAGCUUACAUCAUGAUCUGCCUCCAAAUCUGGGAGCAGGAGAAUGUAUUCAUAGAAGAAUAAAGCAAAAGCAGCUUGG
This is a messenger RNA of Camelus dromedarius (Arabian camel), 1752 nucleotides long. It is a transcript of the gene STK16, whose product is annotated as serine/threonine kinase 16. The record is from RefSeq and is a predicted model, not a curated record. Gene Ontology annotation, biological process: protein phosphorylation. Bases 488 to 1405 code for a protein of 305 amino acids. The transcript has 7 exons. Gene Ontology annotation, molecular function: protein serine/threonine kinase activity; ATP binding. Gene Ontology annotation, cellular component: Golgi apparatus; cytoplasm. Lineage: Eukaryota; Metazoa; Chordata; Mammalia; Artiodactyla; Camelidae.